This is a messenger RNA of Cricetulus griseus (Chinese hamster), 2280 nucleotides long. The record is from RefSeq and is a predicted model, not a curated record. NCBI's taxonomy places the organism in Eukaryota, Metazoa, Chordata, Mammalia, Rodentia, Cricetidae.
CGGGCCUUCGGCUCCGCGUCGCCAGGUGCUGCCUGGCUCAGGCUGGCCUGUGCGGCUGCUCAUUCCCUCCCUACCGGGGCGGGGAAAACCGUUUCUCUCCAAGUGCUAGGACUCGGCCCAGCCCACAGCAAGGGACUGAGCAUCUUGCCGUUUCGAGCACCCUCGCUUGAGCGCCAAGAUUCCAAUCCCAUUCCCCUUCCGCAGUAAAUUAGUCUUUCUUCCCUGUAAGUGAGUCCAGUGACCUCAGAGCUCCAAAAAGUUUGGGACUGGAAUCUAUUCUGAUGUCUGCUCAAAGGUCUCUGGAACUUGAGAUGCCUGAAGAACUGCACUAAGGACUCCAAGUCGCCAUCCUCUGUGCUUUCUUCUCUCCAAAAUUGACGAUCCCUUUCCUGUCUCCUCAAACUCACUACUGUUCAAGGUGCCAUGGUCUCCAAAUUCAGGAGUGAAUGGAGUACUGUCCUGUCCCACCUGGUGCUGGCAGCGGUGUCUCUGCACGCAGCGGUGAGCUCUGUACAGUCCAGCCGAGGAGCUGCUGCUGGCUUCCUGCUCCAGACCUUUGCUGCCAUCACUAUGUUGGCCCCAGGGCUGAACACACAUGAAGACUGUCUUGCUGGAGCUUGGGUUGCCACAGUCAUUGGUCUGCCUCUUCUGGCCUUCGAUUUUCACUGGUGUACUAACGGUCACUUGAUGUGCGCUGGCUGUUUUAUCCACCUACUAGCAGAUGCCCGGCUGAAGGAGGAGCAGGCCACAUGUCCCAACUGUCGUUGUGAGAUCAGUAAGAGCCUCUGCUGCCGGAACCUGGCCGUGGAGAAAGCUGUGAGCGAGCUGCCUUCAGAGUGUGGCUUCUGUCUUCGUCAGUUCCCUCGCUCCCUCCUAGAGAGGCACCAGAAAGAGGAAUGCCAGGACAGGGUAACACAGUGCAAGUACAAGCGUAUUGGCUGCCCAUGGCACGGCCCUUUCCAUGAGCUGACAGUGCAUGAAGCUGCAUGUGCUCACCCAACCAAGACAGGCAAUGAGCUGAUGGAAAUCCUAGAUGAGAUGGAUCAGAGCCACCGCAAGGAGAUGCAGCUCUAUAAUAGCAUCUUCAGCCUGCUCAGCUUUGAGAAGAUUGGCUACACAGAGGUUCAGUUCCGGCCUUAUCGCACUGAUGACUUCAUUACACGCCUGUACUAUGAAACACCACGGUUCACAGUACUGAACCAGACAUGGGUCCUGAAGGCUCGUGUGAAUGACUCGGAGCGCAACCCCAACCUGUCGUGCAAGCGCACACUUUCCUUCCAGCUACUCCUCAAGAGCAAGGUCACGGCGCCCCUGGAGUGCUCUUUUCUUCUGCUCAAGGGCCCAUACGAUGAUGUGAGGAUCAGCCCUGUCAUCUACCACUUUGUCUUCACCAAUGAGAGCAAUGAGACAGACUAUGUGCCGCUGCCCAUCAUCGACUCUGUGGAGUGCAACAAGCUGCUGGCUGCCAAGAACAUUAAUCUGCGGCUCUUCCUGUUCCAAAUACAGAAGUAGGACAGGCCCAGACCACCUGAGGAGCAGAGGGCUGCAGUCCAGUAGUGCUGUCCCACCCCUCCCUGGCUUGGCAGCAGCUUCACACAACUAUCUGAUCAUUUUAGCAAAAGAGGCGAACAAACAAAAUCAAACACUGAGAAAGUCUGCAUGCGUGUGCAACGGGGUCCCUGCCUCUGGCUCACCUUCCUCCCCUUUGCCUCCCACCUCCUGCAGGCAGCCAGAGGCUGGGCUGACCACAGUGGAAACAGUACUCUGGGCACCUCAGGUACAGGUGGUGAGGAGGGCAAGAAGCCAACCACCCUUACCCCAGCUCCCAUCCUCACAUCGAGGUGGCACGGUGGUUCCCUGGCCAGGCUCAGGGGCCCUGGCUAACUUCAGACAGCAUAUUUGAUUGCAAUUAAAAAGGCAGCCUUGUUUCCUACUUUCUGUUUUGUUGGAGGGGAAGGUGUGGCUGUGAAUGGACUUCAUGGGAGAUUUGGUUUGGCCUGGUGAUCAGAACCUGUCCUGUCCCUGAUUCUGUACCUAUAUGUGCACCCCAGGAGAGACUUAAGAGGCACUGCCUCCACCACAGUCUUACUAGAGAUUGGGACUAAAGCCUGGCCAGUGAGCCAGAGAGGGGUCCUUCCCCCCACCCCCACCCCCCCAGCCAUUGACCACUCAGAGAAGCAGGACUUGGCUAGUAGGGCUCAGCAAAUGUUUUCGGAAUGCAGGGUGAAAUUCUGUCUCUUCCAGAAAAAAAAAAUUAAACUCUACAGGCUCUUUAAGUGA